This is a messenger RNA of Hipposideros armiger (great roundleaf bat), 2810 nucleotides long. RefSeq names its product coiled-coil domain containing 175 (gene CCDC175). The record is from RefSeq and is a predicted model, not a curated record. The transcript has 20 exons. NCBI's taxonomy places the organism in Eukaryota, Metazoa, Chordata, Mammalia, Chiroptera, Hipposideridae. The coding region runs from base 26 to 2419 and encodes 797 amino acids.
GCAGGCGCUGCACAGGAGCAGCAAGAUGGCUCUGAGCUCUUGGUCUCCGGAACUGGGGUUCAGCAAGAAGGUGCUGCAGGCGGCCGCGGUCUCUACCGGCCCCUCGCUGGAGUUAUGCACCUUCCCCUCCACCCUGGGCUCUUCGGUCGCGGCCGCAGCAUUGGAGCAGCUCUUUGUUGUGGAACAAUCACUGCAAAGUGACUAUUUUAAAUGCAACGAAGAAGCUAGGAACUUUCUUAAGGAUAUUGCUAUAGCUGUCAAGAAAUUGGAAGAAAUAAGAAAAGCCACAAUUGAUCUUCUGGAAAUUGAAAGCAUGAAAUUCAGCAGACUGUAUUUUCUAUUAGAAACUCUUCCCAGUGACAUUAGCACAGAAUUAGAAGAAUGUAUCAGAGACGCUCGGAGAUUAAAUAUUUUAGAGAUAAAUCAAUUACGAAUGAAUAUUACGAGGAUGAAUAGUGAAAUAGAGUUUCUGAAGAAGCAAAUACUUGACCUGAAAGAAAUUAAUAAAACUCUGGGUGAAAAGCAAGAGGAGCUGGUGAAGCAGCAUGAAGAGGUUGUCCUGUCACUCAACCACAUAAUGGGGCAAAAAGCUACCACCACUGUUUACAUCAAUGAGAAAUAUACCGAAAUCAACUUGAAGACAGAAGAAAUAAAAUUGCAAAAACAAUGUAUUCAAGAUUUACUGGAGCAAAUAGAAAAAGAAAGAGCAGAAUAUUUGAAAAGAAAAAAAAUGUUGAGUGAAGAAAUUAGUGAGUAUAAAAAAGUCUGUGAACUUAAGAGAAAGGACACUUACCAAAAGAAGAAAGAAUUGGAUAAAUUAAAUUACAAAGCUACAAAAAUUAAAGAAACGGCUGCUACCAGUGCAGUGGUUCUUAGUGAUCACAAUUUAGAGAUAUCACAACUACAAGAAUCAAUAAAACAUUGGGAACAGCAAGUCGAAGAACUGAAGAAGUCCUGUAAUACCCUGGAGGAUAAAAUACAGUUUUUUAAGAAGAACAAGGAAACAAUGGAUAGUUUAGCUGAUACUGAAAAGGAUGAAUUAUUGCAGAAGAUAAAGGAGAUGGUUGAAAAAUUACGCAAAUGUCGUUUAGAGAACAAAGAUCUACAGGAGAAAUUGCAUACUCUCAUCAGACAAUAUAAGAUUUUCUUACAGGAGGAGGAUAAAGCUUUUGUGCAGAAAACAAAGAUUCAUGAUGAAAGUCAGAAACAACUGAUAUUUAUUGCUCAGAAAGAAGGCUUCCUAUCACAAAGAAAAGUAGACAUAAAAAAUAUGGAAGAAGGACUUGUCACACUUGGUGACCUUCACCGAUCAACAAUGAGUAUCUAUCAGAAACAAAUAAGAAUCCUGAAUGAUAAUCUGGAAAGAGAAAAACAGAGAUGUAUUAUAAAUCAGUGGAGAUUAGGUUGUUUGCGAAAAAAAUAUGCACGAUGGAUAGACAGCUUACAAGCUGAAUUACAAGAAAUAAUGGAUAAAAUUCAGGUCGCAGAAUUGAGACGCAGUCAAUUAUUACAAGAGACCAGUUCUAGAGAAAAAGAGGUCAAUGAAUAUUUGGCAGAGAUUGAACAAAUUAUAGCAGAAUUAAAACAAGAGGAGGAGAAAUUUAUCGUCAAAGAAAAAAAGUUAACUCAAGAAUUGAAGAAGUAUGAGCAAAGAUUUGUUAAGAAAAUGGAAAGUACCAAAGGACAGGAAGAGGAACUAGACAAGUGUCGUCCACAACUUCAGGUGGCAGAAGAAGUGUAUAAUAGCAAAACCAGAGAGUUUGAAGAGCUCAGUAAUGUUCUCACAGCACAACAGCAGGAUCAGGAAUUAUUGAACAAUCUCAUUUUUCAAAUGACAAGAGACUUUUCAAGAUACUUUAACAAUGUGGAUAAAAUGAAGCAAGAAUUAAAACAAUUAAGAGAUCAAGAAAGCUGUAAAAUGAAAAGUCAUUUUGAAAUUCUAAAGAACUUAGAAAAUGAAAUCUAUGUACAUGACCUACAAACAGAAGCUUUGCUCCUGGAAAAUAAAAGAUUAAAAGAAGGUAUUGCAUACAUGAAGAACAGGACAGAGCAAUACACACAGGGAGAGGAAGCCCUCAGGCACGUCUCAAGUGAUCUGUCUUGGCAUCUGAUAGCUCAUCAGACACAAUUUUUGAAUUUGUGGGCUAAAUUUCGGACCACCAUAAAGGAAUUGGCAUGCGAUGGUGAAGAGACCUUGCAAGGAAUAAAAAAUCUAAUAGACAAGCUUGAUGAAAGAGAUAAAAAAAUUGAAUCUAUCAGUAUUUGGUUACAAGGGAACCUUACAGAGCUGCGUUUUCUGGUAGAGCAGGAAUCCGAUAAGGACCUUCCCAAAAAGAAGAACAAACGUAUAAAAAAAGUCCAUUUUCCAAUGGUUGGAUGUACCAUGAAAAAACACAUUAACAAAGAAAAACUAACCUAGCUUUAAGGAUACAACUGCUGUGAAUUCAAAAGGCAUAAACAAAACUACAGAAAAAGUGAGUGCUUUCAUAAUUUACAACUGUUAAUGGAAGUCUUAAAGUUUGAGAUUUAACAAACUCAUGCAACCCCCACCAACAGCAUUAUCAGAAAAUAACUUUCUAAACAAUACAAAUGGAUAAACAUGGUCAGAUUAUCAGGUUAGAUCUUAUUUUGCUUCCAUGGUUGCACCCAUAAGUCUCUUGAACUCUUCAGAGCAUAAAAAUCGACAAGCAGCAUACCUAUCAACAACCAACCACAGGAAAAAUGUUUACAUGCUGUAUAUAUUAUGUAUUUUGUUAACGCUAAGAAGCCACCAAUUGUAAGAUGCAGCCUAAUUCAAAGAUGUCACAAUG